AUGGACACGCUGCAGCGCGACGGCGACGACAUGGAGUGGAAGGAGGCGGCCAGGUGGAUAAAGUUUGAGGAGAAGGUGGAAGAGGGAGGCGAGAGGUGGAGCAAGCCCCACGUGUCCACGCUGUCCCUGCACAGCCUCUUCGAGCUGCGGACGUGCCUGCAGACGGGCACGGUGCUGCUCGACCUGGACGGCUACUCCUUGCCCCAGAUCAUCGACGACGUGGUGGAGAAGCAGAUCGAGGACGGGCUGCUCAAGGCCGAGCUGCGGGAGAAGCUCAGCUACGUGCUGCUGCGGCGCCACCGCCACCAGACCAAGAAGCCCAUCCACCGCUCCCUGGCCGACAUCGGCAAAUCCGUCUCCUCCAACACCACGCGCAGCCCCGUGCGGAGCCCGGCGGCCGGCGCCAGCUUCCACCGCUCCAACGAGGACCUGCGGAUGCGGCAGAGCGCGAGCUACGGCCGCCUGCGGAAGAGCCAGACAGGAGAAACUUCUCCCUUGCCGGCCUUGUCUUUCCGCCAGCUGAAGAACAAGUUCAUCAAGAAGAUCCCCAAAGACGCCGAGGCCUCCAACGUGCUGGUGGGCGAGGUGGACUUCCUCGACAAGCCCUUCGUGGCCUUCGUGCGCCUGCUCCAGGCCACCAUGCUGGGCGGGAUGACGGAGGUGCCCGUCCCCACGAGGUUCCUCUUCAUCCUCCUGGGCCCCACGGGAAAAGCCAAGUCCUACAACGAGAUAGGCAGAGCCAUCGCGACCCUCAUGGUGGACGAUCUCUUCAGCGACGUCGCCUACAAAGCCCGCGACAGGGAAGACCUCAUCGCCGGCGUAGACGAGUUCCUGGACGAAGUCAUCGUCCUGCCGCCCGGCGAGUGGGAUCCCACCAUCCGGAUAGAGCCGCCCAAGAAAGUGCCCUCGGCUGAGAAGAGGAAAUCCGUGUUCUCGCUGAGCGAAGCGGGGCAGAUGAACGGCACGGCCGGUGGGGCGGGCGCCCGGCGCGGGGGGGGGGGGGGGCGGGGGGAAGUGCACGAGAUCGGGGAGGAGCUCGCGUGGACCGGCCGGUUCUGCGGGGGUCUCUGCUUGGACAUCAAGAGGAAGCUGCCCUGGUUCCCGAGCGAUUUCUAUGAGGGUUUUCAUAUCCAGUCCAUCUCUGCCAUCCUCUUCAUUUACCUGGGCUGCAUCACCAACGCCAUCACGUUCGGGGGGCUGCUCGGGGACGCUACCGACAACUACCAGGGCGUCAUGGAGAGCUUCCUCGGCACCGCCAUGGCGGGCUCCAUGUUCUGCCUCUUUGCCGGGCAGCCGCUCAUCAUCCUGAGCAGCACCGGGCCCAUCCUCAUCUUCGAGAAGCUGCUCUUCGACUUCAGCAAAGGCAACGGCAUCGACUACAUGGAGUUCCGCCUCUGGAUCGGCCUGCACUCUGCCCUCCAGUGCCUUAUCCUGGUGGCCACCGACGCCAGCUUCAUCAUCAAGUACAUCACGCGCUUCACGGAGGAAGGCUUCUCCACCCUCAUCAGCUUCAUCUUCAUCUACGACGCCAUCAAGAAGAUGAUCGGCGCCUUCAAGUACUACCCCAUCAACUCGGACUUCAAGCCCGACUACGUGACCAUGUACAAGUGCGAGUGCGUCGCGCCCGACCCAGCCAACGCGACGCUGUUCGAUGCUCCAGCGCCGGUGGCACCGAACGCCACUAACGUUUCUGUGUACAAUGCUAUUAACCUCACAGCUCUGGACUGGACGCAGCUGAGCAAGAAGGAGUGCCUGAAAUACGGCGGCAGCCUCGUGGGCAAAUCCUGCAAAUUCGUGCCGGACCUGGCCCUCAUGUCCUUCAUCCUCUUCUUCGGCACCUACUCCAUGACCCUGACGCUGAAAAAGUUCAAGUUCAGCCGCUAUUUUCCCACCAAGGUCAGGGCCUUCAUUGCCGAUUUUUCCAAUGUCUUCUCCAUCCUGCUCUUCUGCGGCGUAGACGCCUGCUUCGGACUGGACACCCCCAAGCUGCACAUCCCCAGUAUCAUCAAGCCCACCCGGCUGGACCGCGGCUGGUUCGUGUUCCCCUUCGGCAAGAACCCGUGGUGGGUUUACCUGGCGAGCGCGCUGCCGGCCCUGCUCGUCACCAUCCUCAUCUUCAUGGACCAGCAGAUCACGGCCGUCAUCGUGAACCGCAAGGAGCACAAGCUGCGUGUGAGCGCCGGGGGCGCUGCCUUGCAGAAAGCGGCCGGCUACCACCUGGACCUCUUCUGGGUGGGCAUCCUCAUGGCCGUGUGCUCCUUCAUGGGGCUGCCCUGGUACGUGGCGGCCACCGUCAUCUCCAUCGCCCACAUCGACAGCCUCAAGAUGGAGACGGAGACCAGCGCGCCCGGCGAGCAGCCCCAGUUCCUGGGCGUGAGGGAGCAGAGGGUGACGGGCAUCAUCGUCUUCGUGCUGACGGGCAUCUCGGUCUUCCUGGCCCCCAUCCUGAAGUACAUCCCCAUGCCCGUGCUCUACGGCGUCUUCCUCUACAUGGGCGUCGCGUCGCUCAACGGCAUCCAGUUCUGGGACCGCUGCAAGCUCUUCCUCAUGCCGGCCAAGCACCAGCCCGACUACGUGUUCCUGCGGCACGUGCCGCUGCGGCGCAUCCACCUCUUCACCCUGGUGCAGAUCGUCUGCCUGGCCGUGCUCUGGAUCCUCAAGUCCACCGUGGCGGCCAUCAUCUUCCCCGUCAUGAUUUUGGCCCUCAUCCUGGUGCGGAAGCUGCUGGACUUCGUCUUUUCCCAACACGACCUGGCCUGGAUCGAUAACAUCAUCCCCGAGAAGGAGAAGAAGAAGGAGGAUGACAAGAAGAAGAAGAAGAAGAAGGGCAACAAGGGCGACAGCAGCAGCGAUGAGGAGGAAAGAGGCCCUCCGCCGGGAGCUCUGCGUUCCGAUUCCUCUCCCAACAGCUCAGACCUGGAUCGCAGCAUCACGCUGCACCUGAAGAUCUCCUGCCCGUCGUCUCCCGCCUUCAACUACUCGCGCAGCCCGCUCUGCGCCGUGCCGCAGGUGAAGAUAGAGAUGGAGUCGGACUACGAGGACACGGACACGGAGAAGCAGCCGCGGGACAUGGGCAGCGAGACCACGCUAUAG
This is a messenger RNA of Tinamus guttatus (white-throated tinamou), 3093 nucleotides long. NCBI's taxonomy places the organism in Eukaryota, Metazoa, Chordata, Aves, Tinamiformes, Tinamidae. The record is from RefSeq and is a predicted model, not a curated record.